CCCGCCCCCGGUCCGUCGGCGAACGCGCUCCGCUGGCACGGUCCGCGAGCGGCGUGGUCCCGGGGCUGGCGCUACGUGUCUGUGCCGAUCUGCAAGCGUCUGGGGCGCCGUCAUGCGCCCGCUGCUCAGCCUCCUCCUGGUCUUCGCCGGCUGCACCUUCGCCCUGUACUUGCUGUCCACACGACUGCCCCGCGGGCACAGCCUGGGCUCCGCGGAGGAGGCUGAAGGCAGGUCGCUGUGGUUCCCCUCUGACCUGGCCGAGCUGCGGGAGCUCUCUGAGGUCCUUCGGGAGUACCGGAAGGAGCACCAGGCCUACGUGUUCCUGCUCUUCUGCAGCGCCUACCUCUACAAACAGGCCUUUGCCAUCCCUGGCUCCAGCUUCCUGAAUGUUUUAGCUGGUGCCUUGUUUGGGCCAUGGCUGGGGCUUUUGCUGUGCUGUGUGCUGACCUCGGUGGGCGCCACAUGCUGCUACCUGCUCUCCAGCGUUUUUGGCAAACAGCUGGUGGUCUCCUACUUUCCUGAUAAAGUGGCCCUGCUGCAGAGGAAGGUGGAGGAGAACAGAAACAGCUUGUUUUUUUUCUUACUGUUUUUGAGACUCUUCCCCAUGACACCGAACUGGUUCUUGAACCUCUCCGCCCCGAUUCUGAACAUCCCCAUCGUGCAGUUCUUCCUCUCGGUUCUUAUCGGCCUGAUCCCCUACAAUUUCAUCUGUGUGCAGACGGGCUCCAUCCUGUCAACCCUGACCUCCCUGGACGCACUGUUCUCCUGGGAAACAGCCUUUAAGCUGCUGGCCAUUGCCUUGGUGGCCUUGGUUCCUGGAACCCUCAUCAAAAGGUUUAGCCAGAAACACCUGCAACUGAAAGAAACAAGUCAGGCUAAUCACAUAAAUAGUAGAAAAGUCACGUGAUCAGGACUCUGUCUCCCCGGAACCUGGACUCUAAGGCUUGUUGGUAAGCUGGGUGCGGUCAUCUAAAGCCCCUCAUUGUGUUUAAAUUACCCUCAAAAGAUAGUCUGGACGCUGUUCAUCUGUGUGCAGUGGCUCAACAGAAAGCACAGAGUGUGCUGUGGACGGUGGACUGUAUCAGGUUCUGAGAGCAGCCCUGGGUUAGCAGGGUGCUGUGACAUGGACGCCCUCCUAGGAAUCCUGUCUCCAACCAGGAACUCAGGAGUGUUUGUUGCCUGCCUCUCGCCAGCCUCGGGAGAAGCUGCUGACUGUCCUUGUCCAGCCUGCCCCUUUUGCCACGUGAUAGGCUGUAGUGACAGAGGUUCUGUUAAGUCCCUGUGGAUGACGUGAGCCCACAUCCCUGACAGCACUCAGCGUCUUCUGUUGGCCUCGCAGAGUGUAUCUUCUGUCCUUUUUCAUUGAUGAUCUACCUCUCCCAUGAGCCGAGGAGCCUCCGAGGACUUCCACAUGAAGCACACGAGCAGUGAUUCCGUGACACUCCUGUGUUCAGUUGCACUGAUGUUACUGUGUAUGUCAAAUCUCAUGGUUGCAUGUUCUGACGAUGCCAACAGGCUAUUAAAUAUGAAUGGAGCAAAUUCUGUAUGUUAUGGGUGUGUUCUGGAGAAAUUCUUACCACCUGCGUGGGGCAGGGCCCUGAUUCUCCUGAACCUGUACCUUGUCUGAGCGUGCUUUCUGCACGGGACUCCCUUCUUUACCUCCGGCUAAGGAGAACGGAUUCAAUACUCUAGGCUGUCGGCAGGGUACCCCUCUGAAUGUUUGUCAUUUCCUAAGAAUAAAUGAGGACUAAUUUUAUUUUAUCUUUGAACCCAAGACGACAAUUGCUCUGAUAACAUUGUGUUGUAUCUUAAUCACUUGAAGCUUUCAUUGCUUGCCAUGGUUGCAGUAUUGAAUUGGCACAGACCUGAGUUGUUGUUUCCAAGGACAGAUGGACCCUGGCACCCGCCUGGACCAGCUCUGUGAUCCUGUCCUCUUCAGGAGAAACCCGUGACUUACAGGGCUAUUGCUCUUGGGCAUCAUCUGCUGGGUGUUUCAUUUGGCUUGGCCAAGAAUUCUGCUCUGGCUUUUUUUUUUUUUUUUUUUUUUUUUUUGACAGGCAGAGUGGACAGUGAGAGAGAGAGAGAGAGACAGAGAGAAAGGUCUUCCUUUGCCGUUGGUUCACCCUCCAAUGGCCGCCGUGGCCGGCGCGCUGCGGCCGGCGCACCGUGCUGAUCCAAUGGCAGGAGCCAGGUACUUCUCCUGGUCUCCCAUGGGGUGCAGGGCCCAAGCACUUGGGCCAUCCUCCACUGCCUUCCUGGGCCACAGCAGAGAGCUGGCCUGGAAGAGGGUCUGCUAUGGCUUUUAUCUGGGCCUCUUGUUCUACAUAAAUUCUUGGGAGUAUUCAUGCUCCACAGGAAGAAUGGACUCCCGGCCAGUCCUUUCUCACAGCAAAGGUUUCAUUUUUAAAAUGGUUUCUUUUUUUUUUUUUUUUAAAGAUUUAUUUAUUUAUUUGAAAGGUGGAAUUACAGAGAGGCAGAGAGAGAGAGAGAGAAAGUCUCCCAUCCCCUGGUUCACUCUCCAAAUGGCCACAACGGCCACAGCUGGGCUGAUCUAAAGCUAGGAGCCAGUUUUCCAGGUCUCCAAUGGAGGUACAGGGGCCCAAGGACUUGAAGCAACUUCCACUGCUUUCCCAGGCCAUAGCAGAGAGCUGGAUUGGAAGUGAAGCAGCCGGGACUCAAAUCAGCACCCAGAUGGGAUGCCGGCACUGCAGGUGGCAGCUUUACCCGCUUUGCCACAGCACCAGCCCUUAAAAUGGUUUCUUUAAAAGGAGCCUUGAUAACAAGAAUGAGUGUGUGAAUGAGGCAGAUUGGGCUUUGAAAUCAGUGAGUCUAAGUGUUCUGGAGGAGGAAGGGAGGAGAAGCAAGGGAGUCUUCCACACUUGCAGACGCGUGCCCUUUGCCCUUUUCUGGAUCCUUAGAUGUGUCUCUCCUCCACAGUUUUGCGACAGUGUGCCUUAUUAGUUGUGAGUUUACAGGCAAACUGGUGUCCCAAAUAAAUGGCAAUAAGUAUUCUGAAAUGAAUAAA
Oryctolagus cuniculus (rabbit) is the source of this 3025-nucleotide messenger RNA. It is a transcript of the gene TMEM41A, whose product is annotated as transmembrane protein 41A. The record is from RefSeq and is a predicted model, not a curated record. NCBI's taxonomy places the organism in Eukaryota, Metazoa, Chordata, Mammalia, Lagomorpha, Leporidae.